AUGCCGACCACUAAGUCGGCUAUUGCCGAUGACAACUCGGCACCAGAUCUGGAAAUCUCCAACCGAAACUUGACAAUCCAUCCAUCGGGCUUCACUGGAGGUCCAGAAACACACGAUGAUGAAGUCACCGAACGCAACCUUGUCCGCCAUAUGGCUCGAUUUCGCGAGAACCCCUUGGAUUUCCUGCGAGAAGUGAGCCUGUACAUGUCAGGUACGGGCUGGCGUGCAUAUGACGAACCUAUCGGCCAGCCAAUUUUCUACUCCGGUUUCUCGGAAAGGAUGAAGACUUCCAUAUUGGGCAGCCCGCUUCUGCAAAACAAAAUCACUGAAUUGGCCAAUCGUCGACUCAUAGUCGAAGAGAAGAAAGGAUUGCUGGCAAUCAACGAGGGUAUAACUCUGGACGACAAACGGGCCCGUCGCCGGACUGAGAUUGAAGGUAAUCUUCAGGAAGUUGUGGAUACAAUGAUGGAAAACAUGAUUUGCAAGAUGGAGAGCAAGCCGUUUAUUCGGGGUGCUUAUUAUAUGUGCACACAGCUCUUGACUCGUGCUUAUCAUCAAGGUAUCCAUGUAUCUAGCGAGGAAGUCUUGCGUCUAAGAUCUGUAGCCGAAACUGCCGCCAAGAAGAAGCAGUCGAUCGUUUUCCUGCCUUGCCACAAGUCCCAUGUGGACUACGUCUCACUGCAAAUUAUUUGUUACCGUAUCGGCAUUUCUCUACCGGUCAUCGUUGCGGGCGACAAUCUGAACAUCCCGUUGCUGGGUUCUUUCUUACAACACGCAGGCGCUAUGUGGAUUCGGCGGAGCUUUGGAAAUGAUCCUUUGUACAAUACUGUCGUACAAGCUUAUAUCGAUACUCUCCUCCAACAGGGCUUCAAUUUCCAAUGCUUCAUUGAAGGUGGUCGCUCCAGAAUUGGAAAACUCCUUUCACCAAAGUUUGGAAUAUUGAGUUUCAUCAUGGACAGUCUAUUGUCAGGUCGGGUUGAAGAUCUCAUUAUCUGUCCUGUCAGCACCCAAUACGACAAAGUCAUUGAGACUGAAUCAUACAUAAGCGAGCUUCUUGGCCAACCGAAGGCAAAGGAGAACUUAGCUGAUUUCAUUUCUUCGUCCUCGGUCUUGUCCCUGAAGCUAGGCCGAGUUGAUGUUCGUUUCCACGAGCCAUGGAGUCUCCGAGACUUCAUUGGUCAGCAGCUUACCCGACUGGAUCGCCCCAGCACCGACAUCAAUAAUAAACUUAGCUAUAGUGAUCGAGGCCGCAUUUUAAGAACAUUCGGUUACCGGGUUCUGUCCGAUAUCAACGACGUGUCUGUGAUGAUGCCAACUGCCCUCGUGGGGACCGUACUGUUGACCUUACGCGGCCGCGGAGUUGGAAAAACCGAAUUAGUACGCCGGCUGGACUGGCUCUGCGAGCGGGUGCGAGGCAAAGGUGGCAGGGUCGCACACUUCUAUCGCUCACCAACGGAGACCGUGGUUGACCGUGCACUUGAAGUCUUAGGACCUAAACUCGUUGGUGUGAUUUCAGGCUUAGUCGAGCCAACUUACUAUGCGGUGGAUCGUUUCCAACUUUCCUUUUACCGCAACAUGCUCAUCCACCUUUUUAUCACAGAAGCGCUGGUUUCCGUGGCUAUGUACACAAAGAUCAAGCAAGGUGGCGGACCUGCCAAUCAAAGAAUCACCUACGAGGAUCUGAAGAAACAGGUUUCAUUCCUAUCUCAGCUUUUCCGCGGUGAAUUCAUUUUCCCGCCUGAGGGCUUAGCUAACAAUUUCGAUAAAACUUUGCGUGGGCUGGAGAAGGACGAUGUGAUCAAGAUCACGCGUGAUGAGUCUACCACACCAAUCUACAUUGAGUUGAGCGAGUCUGAGCGACUAUGUGGUCGCGAGAACUAUGAUUUCUACUGCUUCUUGAUCUGGCCUUUCAUCGAGGCCUCCUGGCUUGGCGCAGUGUCCCUUCUUGGACUGACGCCCCCUCUCGAUGGUCCAGAGGAAGUUUGGAUCGAUUCAAAGAAAGCACAGGAUAGUGCUCAGAUCCUCGGUAAAACAUUGUACCACCAAGGUGAUCUCUCCUACUUCGAGGCUGUCAACAAAGAGACCCUCAAGAAUUCUUACCAACGGUUCGAAGAGGAGGGAAUUAUCUUGGUUGCGAAGAACAAGGGAUCGCGUGUCGGUCCGUCUCUCAGGCUGGCUCCUGAAUGGGUACCCCAGCGUGAUACGAGUACUGGGAAGGUUCUGGAUGGCGGUCGACUGUGGGACUUUGUUGAAUUGAUUGCACAGUCCCGUCGCGAGGGCAAAAACCGUCGGGACGGUGCAACUGUUUCCUCGCGUGUGCUUACCAUGUCUGAUCUUGUUGGGCGGAAGCUCUUUCAAAAUGCCGCAGCUCCUGUGCCAGCUGAUGUAUCGUCGCGGCAAAUGCGCCGGAAUGCAAUUGGAACUGAAGCAAAGCUCUAA
Penicillium coprophilum is the source of this 2439-nucleotide messenger RNA. RefSeq names its product lysophospholipid acyltransferase family protein. The transcript is spliced from 6 exons. Bases 1 to 2439 code for a protein of 812 amino acids. The record is from RefSeq and is a predicted model, not a curated record. Gene Ontology annotation, cellular component: mitochondrial membrane. NCBI's taxonomy places the organism in Eukaryota, Fungi, Ascomycota, Eurotiomycetes, Eurotiales, Aspergillaceae.